Molecule: messenger RNA, 5267 nt
Organism: Lytechinus variegatus (green sea urchin)
Lineage: Eukaryota; Metazoa; Echinodermata; Echinoidea; Temnopleuroida; Toxopneustidae
Product: TWiK family of potassium channels protein 7-like
Exons: 3
Coding region: 391-1905 (504 amino acids)
Biological process (GO): stabilization of membrane potential; potassium ion transmembrane transport
Cellular component (GO): membrane
Molecular function (GO): potassium ion leak channel activity
Source: RefSeq, a predicted model, not a curated record
AGCAAGUCUAUCCAUCUUCUUUAAAGGACAAGUAAUUGUUCUCAAACCUUUAAUUGACCUCGCUUUGCAUUAAUUUGUUUCAUGGUUUCAUGUAAUCUAACUUGAUCCUAGCGUUUAUUUUUCCUUAACCAAUCAGAACGCAGGAUAUUACUGUCACUAUUCCGCGCAAUUGGCCCAAUAUAAUAAUCUCAAAGAUGCGGAUGUUUCAAUUUCGAUUCAUCAUCAGUUUCAAGGGGAGGAAAUAACCUUAACCAGGUUAAAGAGAAGUGUUGAAGAGUUAUAAAUUCAGUUUACACGCGUUUUCUCAUAAUUUAGUUUAAAAGAGGGAACGGUUCGUGCCACGAUAAAGUACAUCUACGUAGUAAGGUUUAAGUCGUUGAGAACUUACCCAUGCUAUCUGUUUUCAUGGACAGAUUUUCUUCUGAUAUCAACCUCGUAAGUCACCAAGCGAAGCGGGACCGCUAUCCAAGCCCAUCCAUGGAUUCCUCGUCGUCUGUAGAGGCUUCCUCGGAGCGACGAUCAAGGGUAGCAGGUUGCUUUCGCUUUGCUAUCCCUCAUGUCAUCCUCGUCACCCUGUACCUCAUGUAUCUUGCGCUCGGCGGUGUCAUAUUCUCUGUCUUGGAGUCCUCGAGGUAUAAUCAACUCUCAGCCGAAGAACACAAUAAGAUAGCAGAGGCAGAACUAACAAAGCAAACUAUAUUGGAAGCCUAUCGAAAUGCUUCCAUGGGUAUUGUCAAACUGGAGGAUGGAAACCUCACCGGUCUUCUUGAUUCUCUCAUCGACACCGUCAAUCAUCCCGACUGGAAGGCAGGACGACAAAAAACUCUGAUGAUGGGUCGGGAUUGGUCGUUCCCGAGUGCGAUGCUCUUCUCGAUGACCACUAUCACAACGAUCGGAUAUGGCGAUUUAGUACCAGAAACCGUUACAGGCCAAGCCGUGUGCGUCGUUUACUCUGCCUUUGGAAUACCAUAUUCGUUCUUCCUUCUUGCGGACAUUGGCCAAGUACUGGCUUUAGGCUUUAUCAGGCUCAUACGAUGGCUGAAAUUGUGCCGAAGCAUGAGAAGUACAUCGAAGAAAAAGACGAAAGAAGCCGACGUCUAUGAUGUCCAGACAGCGCAAACACAACGACGUAAUUCAACAAGGAAACCAACAAGAAGAUUUCGAAGUGCAAUGCCAAACGUGACCAUGAGGCACAUGCAGUCCGUACGGUUCAGCGUAGACCCUGGCGAUGUCUUAGACAGGAAAGCUUUACCAAAAACCAGUGUCCUUAACGAAACCAACGACAAAGUAAUCGGUAUGACAGUUCUCAGUACCACACAUGCAGAAGUACCAUCGCCAAACACAAAUAACUCGGGACUAGACCAGUCGUCUCCCGCGAACUGCGUCGAGACGUCUGACAACAAUGGCUCUACCAUCACCACGACUGCACUUGAUGAGAAGAAAGAACCCACUCAACCUAAAGACAUUAGCCGUUGUGAUGCUUCAGAAUGUCAAAGCCAUGAGUUUAACGAUGACGAGGAAGACUAUGCAGCUGAUGAAGUAUCUCUAGCACUAGUUUUCUGUACUCUAUUCAGUUAUAUCUGUCUAAGUGCCUUUGCUUUUACAUUGGUGGAAGAUUGGAACUAUGGCACUGCCUUCUAUUUCACCUUCAUUACACUCACGACAGUCGGUUUUGGCGAUGUCGUACCAGAAGAGCAGUAUGGAGGGAGUCGGUUCUUCUUUUGCCUUCUUUUUACAGUAUUCGGUCUUGCAGUGACAUCCAUGUGUAUAGCCCUUGUUCAGGAUAGAGUAUCCAAAGCAGGACGGAGAUUAUUAGGGUAUCUAGACAGUAGAAGACGUGCAACGGACACUGAAGAGCAGAAAAGUGUCCCUACCAGUAGAGAUGUACGUUGCAAGGAGGGUUGAAUGUGCCACUUUUUUGUGAUGACUACGCCAGACCAACUUAAAAAUUAGCCUUAAUCUGGAGUAGUUGCCUUCGAUAUACAUCGCCCUUUCUUCCGAUGUCUCUAAAAGUUUAUAGGCCAGGGUCAAGAUCAUAGGGAUGAAUCUGGACCCUUUUUCUCCUAUGAAUUCUGCUUCAGGCUUUGUCAUACGAUAGACGCUCGCAGUCACCCAGAUAAAUGAAAAAUCAUAUGUUCAGUGCUCUAAAAGGAAAGACAUCAUUUGCGUCCACAAUAGAAUUGACGAACAGGUCAUCAAAAGAGUUUGAAAUAGCCAAAAUAUACACAUUGUAGACAGUUAUUCAAGGUUGCAUAAUAUCCAACCGAAAGGAAUAUUUCCCGCGAUAUAUUCAGAAGACUGUAACGUUUGCCUUAUGUACUUUCCAUUUGGUCUUAUACGGCAUGAUCAAAUUCUAGCUCUUCUAAUGAUAAUGAUAAUAUUAAUAUGCAACAUUUAUAUAGCGCAUUUUGAAGACAAUGUUUCUGCGCCCUGCAUGCUAUUGCCCCUGCUUAAACACGGCUUCCUUGAUCAGGUGCUCGAGCAUUCAAGGAGCUCCUACCUUGUAUGCUUUUACUACACCUGGGUGGAGAGUGGGAGAUAUAGAUAAACGCAUACCAAAGGACGCGAGUAUCAUUUUGGGAUUCGAGCCCCGGACCUGUGGUACAAAGUCCAGAGAUUUAUCCACUGAGCAACAACACCUCUACAACGGUGCGUGUUGUCUUAUUGACAUUUUGACAUCGAUCGUCCACUUUGACUAAUUUCCAGUAAGACCUAUUUGGCCUUAUAGGCACUUGAUCUGACACCACUGGAUGAAUUGUUUAAGGCCAAUUUUUAUUUGACAAAGUCCAAUCAAAAUAUUAAGAAGACGAAGUGGAACCUUGACCGAUGACAUUAAGAAAAAGUGAGUGUUAUACUGGGUGAUAGUUGACCAUGUGGAUUUUGCCAAGAUGAUAUGGCUAUCUAAGAAUGGGACCAUCUGUUAGUAGACAAAGUGGAUAUAAAGUGACUGAAGUGAUAAGAAGAUUCUCCCUACUCGCCAGAAACCUUGCCACUUUCUUGUAUGAGCUCCUUAUAGUACUUUUGCGAUAUGAUUAUGUCGAGAACCGAAUUUUCGUGGGUAGCACCGAAAGAAAAAUGGAGGUUAUCGUUUUAAUAAGUACUACUGUUUGAUGUAAAUUAUUUUUAGUGUAGAUAUAAUGAAGUUUAACUUCGUGACUUAAAAUAAGGUUUUUUAUCAAAUUUGAAUAAGACUAUUCUAUUUGAUUCGGCUGAAUUAAAGGCCCUAUCUAACCAAAUAAAUUGUUUUGCGACCGCUCGGAGACAAGAGUCAGGGGAUCGUCUCCAAAAUAUAGAAGUUUCUUCGUUUAUCCGAGGAGACGUCUUUGUGUCGUCAACUGAUAACGUUGGAUAAGGCGACAAACACUUUGCUCGACAGUCUGUCAAAAGGAUUAUGUUUCAAGUCUCAAAUAGUCGCUGCGAGGUCUCGGAAACUUUUUAGUUGCAGAGGCGUCUGAGAGACGUUUCCGAGACUACAACCUGGAGAUUUUGCAGCAACAUUCACCCGACUGUCAUGGCUGUCGGGCAUAGUGCUUGACACCUUCCCUAGAGACGUCACAGAGACGUCUCUGAGAUGUCCGGGAGACGUCAGGGAGACCUCUCCUUGGCUAGACCGAUGAAACGUCUUUACAAUGUCUCACCAGUCUUUCUGGUCCUCUGUAUGUCUCCGCGACGUCUCUCAUCUCCUCAUUUCAGAGACUUUGCAGAGAUAUCGCGGAGACGUGUCAGCAGUCGGGGAUGCGAUUAGUCCCCGCGAUGUGGCUGCAGUUGAUAAACAUCUCGGAGGCGUCGUGGAGACAUUACGAGUAUUGAAAAAAAGGUCAAAAAAUGGUCUAAAAAACGGGCAUGUUCAAGUUAGAAAGCCCAGUUAGAAAUACACUUAAAUGAAAAGUUACCAGUACAUCAGUUCUGAGAGGAAAGUUUGGUAAUCAUAAAAUUGAAAAACUUACUGAUCAACCUGAGAAUUCACGGAAGUAAUUUGGUCGUGCGAGAUAUUCAUGGUAUACUGCACGUUUUUGGUUCAGAAUGUCACUGUUGAUUAUACAUGUAUUUAUUUCUUCAUCAUUGGGUCAAGUCUUUUCAGAGGCUUUGAUUACCAUUGUUUAGGCAAGUUUUGUUUAGCACUGAUGCCUUCAUGGUAAUUACAAUACCUUGUCAUGUAUUUCUUUGUAUUUUCUGACUUAUCAAUAUUUUAUACCAAUGUCGAUGGCACACUCAAUACAACCCUCAUUUCAUGAGCUUUGUCGAAUUGUGCACUUAUUGGUACACUGAUGGCGCACUUAUUGAUAUGUUUUGGGCUUGCCCGAUAAUGAAGCAUGUAUCCAUGUAUCCAAAACUAGGUAAAGGUUAUCAUGAUGGGUUUUUUUUUCUAAACGUAUAUACAUGCCCUUUCUGGGGCGGGGUAAAAUUCAAUAUUUCAUUUUGUGUAAGAACACUCACUUCGAUGUCCAAAUAUACACUUUUGAAAAGUGUGGAGUAUAACUAUUCAAUAAAUUAAUAACUUUCACUUAGUUGGACGUUUUAGUUCAUUCUAACUGACAUGUAGUGGGUUUUGAUUAUCGUUUUCAUACUAUACCCCAUUAUUGUAUAUUUAUUCAAACUCCUUUACAUCACUUUGUAACCACAAUGUCUUCCCGUGAACGAAGUGUUUGUUGUGAUGUCAACAUGAUACUUAUUUCUAAGCCAUAUUCUGACAUUCCUAAUCGUGUCUUUGGACGACAUCAAGUCAUAUUUAUGAAUAUGAGGGGAAUAGCCAAUAUCACGAUAAUAAAGUAAAUUUCCAAGGAUUCUGCCUUCCUUGUCAUAAUGUCAAAAAGGUGUAAGUGUAUUCCGGAAUUUGAAUACGAAUUCGAAUAUCAAAUUUGUUUUACCAUGAAAGUAUUAUCCAGACAAAUCAAUGCAGAAUGAUUAACUAAGAUUAUUUGAAACAUUUUUUAAUUCCUCGUUCCACCAUCGUGUAGAAGCGAAUCGAAAAAUACAAAUAUUUCCCCAUUUGCAAAAAUAUACAUCGAUGCAAGGGGCACUUUCUUGUAUAUUCUUCUUGUUCAUGUGGGAUAUUGUAUGGAUCUAACGUUUGCUAAGUAUAAAAGUCUCUAUCCGUUCUCAAUUCAAAUUACUUGUAAGAGGUUCAUUUUAAAGAAGUUUUUAUUUUUAACGAUUAUGCUUAGAUGGAAUCUUUCUUCCAGAGAGGCCAAAAUAAAUCCAAGCGAGCAAACCAAGUACAAAUAACAGAGAACUCAAAUAAAAUGACGAAUAAUAUGUUAUGGCAA